AUGUCGAGCUCCUCCUAUGGAGAACUCAACCCUUACGAGGAGGCUCGGCUCUACACCAACAACCAUGACCGAGAACGAUACGAGAAUAUGGCCACGCUGUUCAGUCUAAUCGUAGCUCUUGACUAUCUCGAACGUGCUUACGUGCGCGAAUCCAUCUCCGAGAAAGAAUACGCACCAGCAUGCACAAGGUUGCUAGCACAGUACAAGACCAUGCUCAAACUCAUUGUCGACCAGGAAAACAACUCAUCCAAGCCUAUCAACGAUCUAGCCGACUUCAUGCGCACAUACAAGAUGAACUACCUUGCUGCAGUACAUCGACUCAAUGUUGGCGUACCAGCUACCGUGGAGCACGCCUCAUCAUCUUCUUCACAGACAUCCUCCGAGAGGGCAAAGUGGGUCGCCGAAACAACACAGAACUUUAUUACCUUCAUGGACGCUCUCAAGCUCAAGUUGCGCGCCAAAGACCAGUUGCAUCCCAUGUUGAGCGAACUUAUGCGUGGCUACAGCCGCAGUGACGAGGUCGGCAAGGACUCGGAUGCGGGCGAGACACGCGCAAAGUUGCUCAAAUGGCUCAUCACACUCAAUCACAUGAAGGCAAGCGACGAGAUCGACGAGGACCAAGCCAGGCAGAUGCUUUUCGAUGUCGAAGGCGCUUACAAUAGCUUCUUCCGCGCCUUACACGACUAG
Ustilago hordei is the source of this 687-nucleotide messenger RNA. RefSeq names its product putative VPS28 - protein involved in vacuolar traffic. Gene Ontology annotation, biological process: protein transport to vacuole involved in ubiquitin-dependent protein catabolic process via the multivesicular body sorting pathway. The transcript has a single exon. Gene Ontology annotation, molecular function: protein-containing complex binding. Gene Ontology annotation, cellular component: ESCRT I complex. Bases 1 to 687 code for a protein of 228 amino acids. The record is from RefSeq and is a predicted model, not a curated record. Lineage: Eukaryota; Fungi; Basidiomycota; Ustilaginomycetes; Ustilaginales; Ustilaginaceae.